Molecule: messenger RNA, 2013 nt
Organism: Recurvomyces mirabilis
Lineage: Eukaryota; Fungi; Ascomycota; Dothideomycetes; Mycosphaerellales; Teratosphaeriaceae
Exons: 2
Coding region: 1-2013 (670 amino acids)
Biological process (GO): proline transport; amino acid transmembrane transport
Cellular component (GO): fungal-type vacuole membrane
Molecular function (GO): L-glutamine transmembrane transporter activity
Source: RefSeq, a predicted model, not a curated record
AUGCCUUCACAACGCGGACAACUACCUGCCAGCUGGACGGCGUACGAGAAUGGUGGAAGACAAGACUCGCACGAUUCCGGUCUCAGUCACAACAGAGUCUUGUUCGAUGAGGAGAGCGAGCAGCACCAUGAUCACUCCGAGGACGGGGAGAAUGGCCACAGCACGCAGGAAGAGAUGCGGAGACGAAGAUCGUCCAUGGCACUGCGAGUGGAAGCUUUGAGACAAGCUGGAGGUGUCAACUCCAUAGACAACUUUGCAAGAUCAUGGCAGCGAGCAGCAGGCUUCUACGAGGUGACACCAUUACGACCGAGCUUUAGAUACGCAGACGAGGACGAAGUGCCACGGGACAGCGACGCUAGCCACGCGAAAGGGCAGAGAUCAUUGCUUAGACAGGCCCUGCAAGAGGAUGAACAGGGUCGACAGCCAGAUGUAUUCGAGGAUGAGGAAGACGACGAGACGACACCUACAGCUACGCCUAGCAAACGACAGAUCCAACCACAGAAACCAUACACGCCGCAAACUGGGGGUAGAGAGAAUCAACCAUUGCUUCAGCAAAGGUUGUCAGGCGUCCACGAUGAUAGUAUCUUCGCCAUCGAGCCCUCGCUCGCAUCACCGUUCGGAGGAAGCUACGGUACGACAUGGGGCUCGCUAGCGUCACGGGUCAAUGAGCCAUCUAUGCGGCACGCCGGACGUCUAUUUCGCCAGCAGCAGACGAAAGGCAUCUCCGAGCCAGAUAAGGAGCGAGAGCCAUUGCUUGUCAAACAAGUACAAGAAGACAAUGGCAAGGUGGUGAACGUUGUCGUCGGUCAGAGCACUCUGCCGCAGACCAUCUUCAACAGUGUCAAUGUCCUGAUCGGCAUUGGCCUCUUGGCCCUCCCACUCGCAGUGAAGAUGAGCGGCUGGAUUCCCGGGCUGAUCUUCUUCGCCUUCGCCGGCGCCAGUACAUGCUAUACAGCUAAGCUUCUCGCGAAAUGUGCCGAUGUGGAUACCAGUCUCAUUACUUUCGCGGAUCUGGCGUUCGUUUCUUUUGGUCCUUGGGCUCGGGUUGGAACGUCCAUCCUCUUUGUUCUCGAACUGAUAGGUGCCAAUGUAGCUCUGGUAGUGCUGUUCGCGGAUAGUCUCGACGCACUGAUACCAGGCUGGGGUAAUACGGAGUGGAAGGUCGUCUGCGGCAUUCUUCUCACACCCCUCGGAUUCGUCCCAUUACGCCUCCUAUCCUUCACUAGUAUCCUCGGCAUCCUCUCCUGCUUCGGCAUCGUUAUUGCUAUACUGGUCGAUGGCCUCAUCAAACCCACCUCACCUGGUUCCCUCCGUCAACCAGCACAGACGCACCUCUUCCCAGCGAACUGGAUGACCUUACCAGUAGCCUUUGGCAUCCUCAUGUCCCCCUGGGGCGGCCACAGCGUCUUCCCAAAUAUCUACCGCGACAUGCGCCACCCCUACCGGUACCGACGAGGUGUGAAUGUGACUUACUCGUUCGUCUUCACCCUCGAUCUAUUCAUGGCCGUCAUCGGGUUGAUCAUGUACGGCGAUGGCGUCAAGGACGAGAUCACUCGAAAUGUGCUCACGACCGAAGGUUAUCCGACCUGGAUCGGCGUCUUCAUCGUCGUCUGUGUGGCCAUCAUCCCACUCACGAAAGUCCCGCUCAACGCUCGUCCGAUCGUCAGUACACUGGAACUGUUCAUGGGUCUCGACGCCCGCGCCAUGUCGGAUAGCGCAGCCCUGACCGGCCUCUCGGGCUGGACUCGCGGCAUCCUCAAGAUCGUCAUAAGAAUCACAUGCACCAUCAUUUUCGUCGUGCUGGCCAUUGCGAUACCCGAAUUCGACACCAUAAUGUCUUUGCUUGGAUCAGUGGCAUGUUUCACCAUUUGCAUCAUUCUGCCAUGUGCGUUCCAUCUCAAGCUUUUUGGCAAGGAGUUGAGUAAAAAGCAGAAGGCGUUGGAUUGGUCUUUGAUUGUUGUUAGCACGGUGUUGGCGGUCGUCAGUACGGCGUUCAAUUUCAUCCCGAUAUGA